Diospyros lotus (date-plum) is the source of this 1319-nucleotide messenger RNA. RefSeq names its product zinc finger CCCH domain-containing protein 14-like. The transcript has 3 exons. Gene Ontology annotation, molecular function: mRNA binding; metal ion binding. The record is from RefSeq and is a predicted model, not a curated record. Bases 234 to 1112 code for a protein of 292 amino acids. Lineage: Eukaryota; Viridiplantae; Streptophyta; Magnoliopsida; Ericales; Ebenaceae.
UCUCUCUCUCUCUCUCUCUCCUUCGAAGGCGCUCUUAGAAAAACCCUACUAGGGUUUUGCCUCCAUAUUUGGAUCUCUGCUGCAGGCUUCGAUUUCCAUCGAGUUUCAAGGGGUUUUUUCUUCGAUUCUUUUUCUUUUAUACUCUUCAAUCUUUUGUUGUUGGUAGACGUCUCGAUUUGCUGUUUGCUGUCGAUUUCGCUGUUCGGAUCUCUGUCGAUCUGUGUUUUGCGGCCAUGGAUACUCGCAAGAGAGCUAGAAAUGAAGGUGGUAUUAACGCUAAUGGCGGCUUUAAGAGGUCCAGGCCAGAAAUGGACUCCCUAUCAUCUGGUAUAGGAAGCAAAUCGAAGCCUUGCACGAAGUUUUUCAGUACUGCUGGCUGUCCGUUCGGGGAGAACUGCCACUUUCUUCACUAUGUCCGCGGUGGAUAUAAUGCGGUCGCACAGAUGAUGAACUUGGGGCCCACCCCUGUUUCAAGAAGCGUGGCUGCACCACCUCCCAUUCCCAAUGGUUCUUCUGCACCUACUGUUAAGACCCGUAUGUGCAACAAAUAUAACACUGCGGAGGGCUGUAAGUUUGGUGACAAGUGCCAUUUUGCCCAUGGGGAGUGGGAACUUGGCAAGGCUUUUGCCAUGUCCCAGGACGAUACUCGUGGUCUGGGAGCUAUCCCAGGCCGUUAUCCUGGACGGAUGGAGCCACCUGCACCAGGCCCUGUUGCCGGAUUUGGUGCCUCAGCCACCGCCAAAAUUAGUGUAGAUGCUUCGCUUGCGGGAGCUAUCAUUGGGAAAGGGGGUGUGAAUUCGAAGCAGAUCUGUCGUCAAACUGGGGUGAAGCUAUCCAUUCGAGAGCACGAGUCGGAUGCUAACCUCAGGAACAUUGAACUUGAAGGAACAUUUGAUCAGAUUAAAGAAGCAAGUGCGAUGGUGAGGGAGCUGAUUGUGAAUGUCAGUUCAAUGACGGGAACUGCUAAGAUUGCUGGUGGUCCUGCAGCAACACCGGCAAGCAACUACAAGACCAAGCUGUGCGAGAAUUUUGCAAAGGGUUCGUGCACAUUUGGGGAUAGGUGUCACUUUGCUCAUGGAGCUGCUGAGCUGCGGAAAUCAGCUGUUGUGUGAGCUGAGAGAGAGAGAAAGAGAUAGAGCAUUAUUAAUGGGUUUUUGUGGUGGUGGUGGUAGUGCAGAGCUCCAGUGACCAACCCCCUGUGUAAUGUAACGAUAUUUUAUCAUUAUCGCUUUUUUAGCACCGUUUCAGUGACCUUUUUGCUUGAAGUUAAUUGAACUGCAGCAGUUGUUUAUUAUGAUUUGAUUUGCCCAUUUUAGUUA